CUGUUUGUUUGUACCACCUUCCCUUCAUCACACUUCUGACCCCCUUUCCCCCACCCCACUUUGCUUCCUUUGACUCAGAACGCACAACAAAAAGAUGGUAAAGUGAAGCAGCAGCAGAAGCAGCUAAAAGAAGAAGAAGAAAAGCUCAGCUUUUUCUCCCAGUUGAGAAACUCUGAAGACAGAUCCUCUCCAACACCAAUCUUUAUCAAUACAUCAGAAAGUGGUAGAAAGGUCUCUCCUUUGGUUCCAUGGAGGAUUACAGGUCAAGGUCUUAUGGGGAUGGGAGGAUGGAGAUGGAGGUCUAUGAGAGCAGGCCUCAGCCUUCUCUCUCUGGCCCUCAGGACCUCAGGUGCUACAGCGCAUCCUACGCCUCCUCUCACAGCAGCAACCAGGCCCCUAAGGAGAUCAAGCUCAAGAAGGGGAAGAGCGCCUCUGGUUCCUCUUCCUCCAGGAGUGGAUGGAGCCUCAGCGACCCCGAGCUACAGAGGAAGAAGAGGGUGGCGGGAUACAAGGCUUACGCUGUGGAGGGAAAGAUGAAGGGGAGCCUGAGGAGAAGCUUCAGGUGGCUCAAGGACAGAUGCACCCAGGUGGUGUAUGGGUGGUGGUGAUUCCUGUAGGUAUUUUAUCAUGCAUCUUCCUCUCUUCGAUUUGUCACCAUAAUCUCAGCUUUUUUAGGCCUUUGCAUCUGUAAACAUCAGAAAUUGUUGGAUCUUUAUUGUAUGAAGGAUUGAUUGAUGUGAUUCCCAUUUCU
Molecule: messenger RNA, 751 nt
Organism: Musa acuminata subsp. malaccensis (wild Malaysian banana)
Lineage: Eukaryota; Viridiplantae; Streptophyta; Magnoliopsida; Zingiberales; Musaceae
Source: RefSeq, a predicted model, not a curated record